AGCUCAUUACGUAUUUAAUCUGCGACAAGAGCAGAGCACAACAUUAGCUUUAAACGGACAAAUAAAAUAGCAACAGCGUGUUUAAACAGAUUAGUUGUCUUCUGAAGUUUUUUUUCCCCGAGUAAAUAAUCUCAAUUUGAAUCUCAGAGAUGUCUCUAGCAGACGAGCUCCUGGCUGACCUGGAGGAGGCUGCAGAUGAAGGAGAAGAAGGAUUGUAUCCAGAUGAGGAGGAGGGAGACAGUGAUGGAGAGGGGAUCCAGGGAAGGACACAGGCAGGGCUGGAAGACAUUCCAGAGGAGAUGGAGGUGGACUACAGUAAAGCUGAAAGCGUUGCGUCCAUCGCCAAGCUUCGCAACAGCAAGCAGUUUUCAGACAUCAUGGACAAAAUUUCAGAAUAUGUGGGAAAGCAACGCAAAAAUUCAGACGUCUCUGGUCCUGUUGAGGCUGAUCCAGAAUACAGGCUGAUCGUAGCGGCCAACAACCUUACUGUGGAGAUCGACAACGAGCUCAACAUCAUUCACAAGUUUACAAGAGACAAAUACUCCAAGAGGUUUCCUGAGCUCGAGUCUUUGGUGCCAGAUGCUUUAGAUUACAUUCGCACAGUCAAGGAACUGGGAAACAAUCUGGAUAAAUGUAAAAACAAUGAGACCCUGCAGCAAAUCCUGACCAAUGCAACUAUUAUGGUUGUCAGUGUCACCGCAUCGACCACACAGGGGUGUUUGCUGAGCGAGGACGAGCUGAAGCAGCUGGAGGAGGCUUGUGACAUGGCACUGGAGCUGAAUCAGUCUAAGCACAGGAUUUACGAGUACGUCGAGUCAAGAAUGUCUUUUAUAGCCCCGAACCUGUCCAUCAUUGUCGGAGCAUCGACCGCUGCGAAGAUUAUGGGUAUCGCUGGUGGUCUCACCAACCUCUCAAAGAUGCCAGCUUGUAACCUGAUGCUGCUGGGAGCUCAGAGGAGAACCCUGUCUGGCUUCAGCAGCACGUCCCUGCUCCCUCACACCGGUUUUAUCUACCACUGUGAUGUCGUACAGUCGCUGCCGCCUGACCUGAGAAGGAAGGCUGCUCGGCUAGUGGCUGCAAAAUGCACCCUGGCAUCUCGAGUGGACAGCUUUCACGAGAGUUCAGAUGGAAAGGUUGGCUAUGAUCUAAAAGAAGAGAUAGAGAGAAAGUUUGAUAAGUGGCAGGAGCCUCCACCUGUGAAGCAGGUCAAACCGCUGCCGGCACCGCUGGAUGGGCAGAGGAAGAAGAGAGGAGGAAGAAGGUAUCGAAAGAUGAAAGAGCGCCUGGGGCUGACAGAAAUCAGGAAACAUGCCAACAGAAUGACCUUUGCAGAGAUUGAAGAUGACGCCUAUCAGGAGGAUCUGGGCUUCAGUCUGGGUCAGCUGGGCAAGAGCGGCAGCGGCAGAGUCCGGCAGGCUCAAGUCAACGAGGCCACCAAGGCUAGGAUCUCCAAGUCGCUGCAGAGGACGUUACAGAAGCAGAGCAUGACCUAUGGCGGAAAAUCCACAGUGAGAGACCGUUCCUCGGGAACCAGCUCCAGCGUCGCUUUCACUCCGCUCCAGGGCCUGGAGAUUGUGAACCCGCAGGCUGCAGAGAAGAAGGUGGCUGAAGCCAACCAGAAAUAUUUCUCCAACAUGGCGGAGUUCCUCAAAGUCAAAAAGGAUGCUAAGAUGUGAACGUGUUCAGUGAUGACAUCAUCAUGUACAUUAAAUUAGCCCCUAUUGUGCUUCGCUUUUAUUUUAUUUUUUUACCAUUUUCUUCAUGUGAAUAAACCACAGAAACCCCAAA
This is a messenger RNA of Nothobranchius furzeri (turquoise killifish), 1788 nucleotides long. RefSeq names its product PRP31 pre-mRNA processing factor 31 homolog (yeast) (gene prpf31). Lineage: Eukaryota; Metazoa; Chordata; Actinopteri; Cyprinodontiformes; Nothobranchiidae. The record is from RefSeq and is a predicted model, not a curated record. Gene Ontology annotation, biological process: mRNA splicing, via spliceosome; spliceosomal tri-snRNP complex assembly. Gene Ontology annotation, cellular component: precatalytic spliceosome; U4 snRNP; U4/U6 x U5 tri-snRNP complex.